GGAGGACGAGGAGGAGCAGGCAGCGAAGGGAUGUGUGUGAGGGUGCGGGGAGGCGAGCGCUGACAUUUCUCCUCCGCCCCUGCUGGCCGGCUUGGUGGGGUCUCGGCCCUGCGACCCAGGGAGCCCUCUUGGGCGGGAGUGUUUCCUGAGACGGGUGGCCCCGCGUGGAACAGGCUGUGUCCAUCCAUCUCAUGUGCUGCGUGUUCCCGUAGAGCCUUGUUCCGUGCCGUCCGGCAGAGAGCUCCGUCUCGUCGCCUGUCAGGCCCUGCCCUGCCUCAGCAUGGCCAUCUCAUCGCGCCUCGCCCUGUGGGAGCAGAAGAUCCGGGAAGAGGACAAGAGCCCUCCACCGUCCUCGCCCCCUCCCCUUUUCUCUGUCAUCCCAGGGGGCUUCAUUAGGCAACUGGUCCGAGAGACUGAGAAAGAGUCCAAAGAAGCGAGACGGAGGAAGGAGGCAGAGCUCGCCUCUCCGGAACGAGAGACCCCAGACAUUUCCACCAGCCAACCCAACAGCAAAUCCAACAGUGGCGCCAAAUCUGGAAGCCAACAGAUUCCCCAGGACAGCCAGCCGAGCUCUGCCCAGGACUCAAGCAUUCUGGGCAAGGAGCGCGAGGGGGCCGGCCCCGCGGACCCCAUGCUGAUGACCAGCAUCAACGGCGAGAAACCCCAGGAGUCAGGCCCCGGCGGGACACCGGCCAAAAAACCUGUGCCCUUCAGGAGAGGAAUAAGAAGAGGCGACGUGUUGCUCAUGGUGGCCAAGCUGGACCUGGACGCCGCCAAGCCGGAGCAGAGGGCCCAGCCCCGUGAUGGCCCCACCUGCAAGUCCCCACCGCCAGCCACAGACCCUGGAGGGGAGAAGAAAGGGGAGACCCCAGGGCCUCCUCGUGGCCCCCAGGCCAGCACUGAGGAUGCAGCCCCGAAAGCUGAGAAGACUCAGACUGGGGGUCUUGGGGACCCAGGCCAGAAGGCACAAGGCACAGGGGAGAAAGGGGGCGGGGCCCCCCAGACCAAAGGGCCGAAAGGGGGUGAGGGCAACGAGGGGCCAGGUGAAGGGGGGCAACCACGGACGGCGGAGAAGGGGGCAGGGGACCCCCCAACCGAGAUGGCAAAGGGAAAACUCUCCAAGGAUGCCGGCGGGGAGGGGAGGUGGGCUGGGGCCCAAAUCCAGAUGAGAAGGUGGGGAGGUUCCCUGGGCAGAAGGAGUAAGUGGUACGGUCCCCAGAGUAAGAAGGACAGAGAGGGUGACCUCCUAAGUAAGGCAGAGAAGACAGAUGGACCUCAGAUCAAGACGGAGACGGGCAACGCACAGGGGGAAGGUUGGCAAGGUGGGGGAAGCUCUCAGACUGACCGAGAAGGCAGGGGAGCCUCUGGGUGA
This is a messenger RNA of Equus caballus (horse), 1372 nucleotides long. NCBI's taxonomy places the organism in Eukaryota, Metazoa, Chordata, Mammalia, Perissodactyla, Equidae. The record is from RefSeq and is a predicted model, not a curated record.